Messenger RNA from Guillardia theta CCMP2712, 808 nucleotides. RefSeq lists its product as hypothetical. Lineage: Eukaryota; Cryptophyceae; Pyrenomonadales; Geminigeraceae. The coding region runs from base 107 to 676 and encodes 189 amino acids. Gene Ontology annotation, cellular component: cytoplasm. Gene Ontology annotation, biological process: protein refolding. The record is from RefSeq and is a predicted model, not a curated record. The transcript is spliced from 4 exons.
GGGGCCGGCCCAUGGCAACAGGAGGAAGGUAGCAAGGGUCCUCCUUAUGCUCACCUUAGAGUCUUGAAGACCUUGUACCUCUCUGCUUCUACAUGAUCCCAAGAGGAUGAGCAAGUUGGAUGCUUUGCUGUUUCUUCACUUGUCUCUGCUGUUUCCAGCAACGACAGCGUUCAGCAUCUCGCAGAGGUGCCUGCCCUUGAUAGUUGACGGGUUUUCGCCCUUUCAGAGACAUGCCGGAAUGCGCAAUAGGUGUUGCAAAGUUUUCACAAGGAUGUCUAAUUCGGUCAAGAGCACAGAGCAAGAUCAUUACAAAGUGUUGGGAGUCUCGCCCAAGGCAAAUCAGAAGGAGAUCAGGGAAGCCUUCAUCAAAGGAGCAAAGCGCUUUCACCCGGAUGUCACCCAAGACCAGUCUUCACUCGAGAAGUUCAAGGAGAUCGCCAUUGCCUACGAGGUUCUGUCGGACGACAGGUCAAAGGCCUUGUAUGAUACACAGAGGAGGUACACGGGAAGUGCCGCUCCACGGCAAGGCAUGCCGACUCCCGGGCCUCCAAGAGAAGAGGAGAAGAUGACUCCGACUCGACAGAAGGCACUCGCACUCUUUACGUUUGCAUUGCUGUUCGGAUUCUACAGGAGUAUCAUCGGGAUGAUGUUUCCACCAAAACGUCGAAGGAAAUAAACAAUCUCGGCUGAACACACGACGUCAAGGACUAGUCGUUGAUGACCCUAUUUCCCUGGUUGGUUUCGUUGUAGAUCACUUUCCUCGUUCUCAGACUCCAGGCUCAGCUAGGAUAAAGUCAUCUUUCUUUCC